This is a messenger RNA of Saccoglossus kowalevskii, 3971 nucleotides long. RefSeq lists its product as uncharacterized. The record is from RefSeq and is a predicted model, not a curated record. Lineage: Eukaryota; Metazoa; Hemichordata; Enteropneusta; Harrimaniidae.
AUGGUGAAAACUGCUACCAGUAAUGGUAUGAAUAAUAGUACCGGACUCGGCGCACUACUACUAUUCAAAGAAGAACAUACAGACUGCAAGGAGAAAUUGGAACACCUAUCAAAUGAACACAAAUAUUUUAGUGAACAGAAUAAAAUCCUGUCAGAAGAAAAUGAAAUACUUAAGAGAAAUAUCUCCUUGUUAUACAGAACAGCAAAGGGUGAAGUGGACAGAAAAGAUUAUGAAAUUGAUAGAUUGAGAAAAAAACUAAAGUAUGCUCAAGAUAAAGUUCAAGAAUUAGGGCUGAAGCAAGUGAACAAUGAUGAAACCGUUGGUAACAACUCAAGUCUAGCUAACAGAUUAAUGAAGAUAGCGUAUAGAAGAGAAGAAGAGUCAACUCUGGCUGAAACCCCGGGAAAUGAGACAUAUUUGUGUGUUCAAAGUAAAGUGAAAAAAGAACAGGAGUACUUAAAUCAUUAUCAGUGCAAUAAUAAUGAAGCACAGUUGCACAAUGGCAUAGAAUUGAAUGAUAAUGUAUCUGAACAAGAAAAUCACUUGACUCAGAGUACUGUGGGUCAUCUUGAUGAUCAUGGACAGAAACGAAGACAUUCUAGCCAUCACUCAAAUUCAAAACAUAGAGAACAUCAGAAAAAAAGAAAAGCAGAUUCACAUGCCUCACAUAAAAGUAAACUUCGUAUACAUUCUGGAUCUAAGAAAAUAGUAAAACAUCACCAUCAUUCUGACAGAAGCAAAAUGCAAAGGUGUGACAAUGGAGAAAAGAUUGAAUUGAUAGAAAAAGAAAGUAAAAUGGAUUCUCAUGCUUUUGAGGAAUCUUGUUCAGUUUCAGCAAAUGAGAAAAUUGCAAGACAUUCAUCAAGUGGACAAGAAAUCUCCAAUAAGGAAAAGAAAUUCUCAAAAAGUGAGAACAGCAAAACAGAAGAAAAAAAUAGCAGUUCAAAGAAGAAAAUUACUCCACGUAGUAAAUUAAAGAGCUCGGUAACUAAGGUGAAUAGUAUAAAGAAAAAAAGACGAAGCAGUGGAAAUGUAAAAAGAAAAAGCACUGCUCUCAUGGCAACCAGUAAACAUAAAUGUAACACUGAAGAGAGCAUUCAAAUAGAUACUGACAAUACUGAAGUUGAACUUGAUAGAACUGGUGGAAAAGAGCACAAUAUUUUUAUUUCUGGGAAACAAAAAGAAUAUAAAUCAAGUGAAGAUACUGAACUGCUUACUGUAAAUGGAGAGAGGGGUCGUCAUGAUUCCAAGAUAAAACAACUGGAGUGUCACAGUAACAAGAUAGAACAUGGGCCACCUACAGUAAAGGUACAUGCAUUGAGUGUCAAUAAUCAAAGGUUAGAUGGUUGUGAUGGAAAGAAUGAACAGGACAAUAAUGAAUCACACAAAAUCAGCCAGAGCAAUAAAACUGAAAAAGAUGUGGUCCAUCAUGAAAAUAUUGCUGAGAAAAAGACCAAAAUUGAAGGAGAAAAAAACCUGUGUACAUUAAAUUCAGCGAAAAAAGAAAGUGCUGUAAAAAUAGAUAAAAAGAAAACUGAUUUAAAAAAGAGAAACCUGUCAGGAAAAAGUGGUGACAAAGAUAAAAAGGUUGUCAAUACAAAGAUAGUUAAAACACCUGGUAAGAGUUCAUCAACUACUUCUUCCUUAAAAAUUGUGUCAUCUGGGCACUCUGGUAGUGGUACAAAAUCAGCCUCAAAAGCAGGUUCAUCAAAAAAAUGUAUUAAUCAUGUCAAUAAAUCAUUCACGCAGUCGGGAUCAUCAGGCAACACUAUCAGUGACAAAAGCAAAUCAACUCUAAAGAAAAGGAAGCGCUCUUCAGAUGUAAAACCUGUAAAAAGAAGGAGAGUCUCCAGUGACAAGUUGUCAACAAAAGAUAAAUCUGCUUCUAUUGAUGUAGUUUCUACAAAACUAGAACAGGAUGAAAUUAAAGUAGAAGAUAACAACUGCGAUCUUGCUGAUCAGGCAGAUCAGGUGACUUUGCAAAGUAAUGCGAGAACAGUGGAACAUCUGUAUAAGUUAGCAGAUUAUGAUGAACAACGAAAGACAAAUGCAGUAGAAUUAGAUGUCAUUGAUGAGUCUAAACAGGAAGUGAAAGGCUGUAAUGAUUAUACAGAUAUUAAUGAUCUGUCCAAGAAUGUUCUUCGGGAUAUUAACAGAACAGACCAGAAUCUGAAUGUGGCAGACAAAUGUACAAGUCCACAGUGGAAUUUAGAAUCGACAGAGUAUAGUGCAAAUGACAAUGAUGGCUUAACCAAACAAUCUCUCAAAUGUAUCCCAUCUGUAGAAAUGGAAAUACCUGAACUUAGUGCUCCUAUAGGGAGUGACAAUGAAUUUGAUUUUGGUGAUAAUCCUCCUCCAACUCCAGGAUCAUCUAUUUAUUUCAAAGCAUCGGAAGAAUAUGAUUCUGUUUUUAGUGAAGCUCCCCCACACACUCCUGGUUCAUCAUUGCAGUUUACCGAAGAUGAAGUGAUCCCUCAUGAUAAUCUAGAUAAACUUGAUCCUUAUGGCAGUGAUUGUGUCAGUGAAGUUGAUUUGAAUCCUUGUGUUACAGAUAGUAUGUGUUCGGACAGUAAGGAAGUGAAAGUGAUUAGAGAAGUGAAAGAGGCAAAAGGUUACGAGUUAUCAGACGGAGAGAUAUUAAGUAGUGAUGAAGAAGAGAUUACGAAGAACAGCAGUAGACAAAAUGGUUAUGCUGAAAAUGGUUCUAAAUACAAGAACAAAUCAAAGAAACAGACUGUUCCAAGGAGACCUGAUGAUCACAAAGAUUUGAGGAAUAUAUUAACUGAGAAAAAAUAUAAAGAUGAACGGAAGGACACAAUUAGAAGGGAAGAAAUAAGGAAGCUAGAACGACAAAGAGAGUCUGGCCACACAAGACAUUACUCAGAUUCACAACUUAGAAGGAGAGAAGAUGCGAUGAGGAACAGGGAAAGGGUGAAUGCAACUAGAAGAGAUGAAAAACUGCAUGAGAAUCACUUUGGCCAUAGAUCCCGAUCGCCUCCACUCGGCGAGUUGAAAUACAGAACUUACACAGAUAGAAGGAACACAAGGACAUCAUCUAGAGCUGAACAAGUUAGAAGAGACACCAAAAGUUCAAAUGAUGCAAACAAAUUUCGAGUUGAACAUGAUAGGCGAGACAGGUUGUCACCUAAAGAGAGAAUUGCUAGAACAUCUAUGAGGGAUGAAAAGCAAACUUUGACUGCUCAAAGUCAUAGAAGUGAUGAAGGUAGUUGGAGGGAUACUAAAUCAUCAAGAAAUACUAGAACUGAGCAAAGUAGUAGAGAGAAAAAAGUUGAGAGCAGAAAUUCUCGGGACUAUGUCAGGGUGCCUUCUAAAGUUGACCUAAGGCACAGGAGGCACUAAACUUUUCACUCCGUAUUUAACUGCUGUUACAUGAAAUGGUUACCUACAUAAUAAUCGUGCAUUAAUCAAUUCAAGUUUUACAUUUUAUAUGUAUAUACCUAGUAAAAAAUGAAUAGUUUUUGUUUAAGUUUCAUGUUCGUUAUUUAAUAACUUAUCAGUAGAAAUAUUCACUGUUAAUCGCAUGAUUAGAAUUCAUAAUAGUUAGUGCUUUAAAAACAUAAUGAAUGCACAGGUUUUGGUAAAUAAGGUUGAUAAUUUAGUCAUAAAUUAGCAAUCAUUAUAACCGUAUCGUAGCCAGUUCUAGGGUGUAUAUGUUUAGCUGUCAUUAUUGUCCACCCUGAAAAAGCAGACCAGUUAUUAACUGGCCUAAUCUGUGAAUCCACUAUUAUCUCUGAAUUAUACAUGCAUUGAAAGUAAACAACUCUAUAAUUACUAGUUGAUUGUUGUAUGUAGUAUUGUAAAGAUAGAUAUAUAUAUUGUCUGAAUUUGAUUUGUACUGUUUUAUAUGUAAGAUUAUUUUUAAUGUCACAUUUUAGCAGAAAUUGUUUUGAAAAUACAAAUUGUUUUAUGAAAUUUGACAAAAACUGCACAUCAUAAUAAAAUUGCUAAAA